AUGAGGGACAAUACUACCGCAACGCCCAAAAAUGUGACAGACAAGCCAGUUAGUGUACCGCCUGAACCACUUCCUACGACUACAAAUUCGACCCCUAAACCAGAACCGACUUCUUCAGAAGCGCCACCGAAUACAACUGCAGCUCCAGCAACAACAACGACAACAGCAACAACGAAUGCAACCACAACUCCAGUACCUACUACACCAGCGCCUACCGAACCGACUACACAGAAAACGACAGAAGCUCCGAUAACUACGACAGCCGUACCAAACACGACUAACACAACGACUGUUCCAACGUCAACGACAACCGAAAAUUCUAAAUCUUCGACUGGCUUACCUGUGACCACUGCGAGUCCCGACGCAUCGACUCCGUCACCGUCCGAACACCGUCAUUUCGACGGCUUAAGCUUUAUGGGUGGCAUCAUCCUGGCCUGUUGCUUCGUGGUAAUCGGAGCUUUCUCAUGGAAGAUCUACAAGAACCGCAAGGAUGGCAACUAUCGCGUCCUUUGA
This is a messenger RNA of Cephus cinctus (wheat stem sawfly), 513 nucleotides long. Its product is annotated as integumentary mucin A.1-like. Lineage: Eukaryota; Metazoa; Arthropoda; Insecta; Hymenoptera; Cephidae. Bases 1 to 513 code for a protein of 170 amino acids. The transcript is spliced from 3 exons. The record is from RefSeq and is a predicted model, not a curated record.